Molecule: messenger RNA, 1883 nt
Organism: Musa acuminata subsp. malaccensis (wild Malaysian banana)
Lineage: Eukaryota; Viridiplantae; Streptophyta; Magnoliopsida; Zingiberales; Musaceae
Product: furostanol glycoside 26-O-beta-glucosidase
Biological process (GO): carbohydrate metabolic process
Molecular function (GO): beta-glucosidase activity
Source: RefSeq, a predicted model, not a curated record
AUAAGGAGUGUGUGUGUGUGUGUGUUAUCCAUCUGCAGUGGAAACAGCAAGCAUCGCCAUGGCUCUCCUUUGUGUUCCUCUGAACAAAGGAACCCUGGCUUCUCUUGAACUCCCCAAGGCAAGCCAAUAUGGAUGGGUGAGGGGCGUGGGGAAGGCCAGGGUGCAACCUUGCCAUGGCAGACGAACCCUCUCUCCCAUCCUGUGUUCUGUUCAAGGGAAUGGCAAUGUGGCUGUCAAGCCCCCGGCUACACUCCCUCCUCAUGUCACUUUGGGGAGAAGCAGCUUCCCCCCUGACUUUGCCUUUGGCGCUGCCUCUGCUGCUUACCAGGUGGAAGGAGCAUGGAAUGAAGCAGGAAGGGGGCCAAGUGUAUGGGACACUUUGACCCAUGACCAUCCAGAAAAAAUUGCAGACAAGAAAAAUGGGGACGUAGCGACUGAUUCCUAUCGCAGGUACAAAGAUGAUAUUGAGAUUAUGAAGAAUAUGGGCAUGGAUUCUUAUAGGUUUUCCAUUUCUUGGUCAAGAAUCUUACCAAAGGGCACAAUAGAAGGUGGCAUAAACCAAGAAGGAAUCAAGUACUACAAUGAUCUCAUCAAUGAACUCCUCAAAAAUGGUAUCAAACCCUAUGUGACUCUCUUCCAUUGGGAUGUGCCACAAGCAUUGGAAGAUGCAUAUGGAGGUUUCUUGAGUAGUAAGAUAGUGAAUGACUUCAAAAACUUUGCAAGUGUAUGCUUUCAAAAAUUUGGUGACAGAGUGAAGCAUUGGAUCACAUUAAAUGAGCCAUGGUCUUUUAGUAGCAUGGGGUACUCCCUUGGCAAACAUGCACCAGGGAGAUGUUCUCAACUCUUAGGAUGCCCAGUGGGUGAUUCCUUGAAAGAACCUUACAUUGUUACUCACAACCUCAUCUUAGCUCAUGCAGCUGCUGCUACUUUGUACAAGAAAGAAUUUAAGGCAAUUCAAGAAGGUGAAGUAGGAAUAACGCUUGUGAGCAUGUGGUUUGAACCAUAUUCCACAUCUCAUCAAGAUAUAGAAGCAGCCAAUAGGGCUAUUGACUUCAUGCUUGGAUGGUAUAUGGAUCCUUUAGUUUAUGGAGACUAUCCUUUUAUUAUGAGGGCAUUAGUUAAAGAGAGGCUCCCAUAUUUCACAAACGAUGAGGCAGAGAUGAUCAAAGGCUCUUAUGAUUUCAUUGGGCUUAACUAUUACACUUCAAGAUAUGCAAAGGCAACACCGAUGUCUCCAAACUACACACCUAUCCUUAGUAUUACUGAUUCAUAUGCUGAGCAACUUGAUUCUAAAAAUAAUGUCCCAAUCGGAGAACUUCAAGGCACUUGGAUAAAUGUUUAUCCUCAUGGUAUGAAAGAACUUUUAUUACAUAUGAAGAAGAGAUAUCAAAAUCCGCAUAUUUACAUUACUGAGAACGGAACAUGUGAGUUGGAUAACCCAAAACUGCCCUUGGACGAAGCUUUGGAAGAUCAAUUCAGAAUAGAUUAUCUUUCUGUUCAUCUAGCUGAGGUUCGACAAGCCAUUCGACAGGGAGUAUGUGUAAAAGGGUACUUUGCAUGGGCUCUCACAGACAACUUUGAAUGGGAGCAAGGCUACACCCAACGUUUCGGGCUCACCUACAUUGACUAUGACAACAAUCUCAAUCGCCACCUCAAGUCAUCUGCCAAUUGGUACACUCGGUUCCUUCACUCCUAAGCUCCUGCUUGAGAUGCUCCCUCCUUUGGCCAUGAUGAUGAUGGUCAAAGGAGAUGAUGAGAAUAAAGAGGGGUCGAGUGAUUAUUUCCUCAAGCAUUGAUUAGUACAAGUUUGUGUGUAAUGAAACUUGAUCCUUUGUGAUUUGUAGUUUGAUGCUAUGGAAAUCUUUCUUUCUUGUGUGAAUCCA